Molecule: messenger RNA, 5063 nt
Organism: Scomber scombrus (Atlantic mackerel)
Lineage: Eukaryota; Metazoa; Chordata; Actinopteri; Scombriformes; Scombridae
Gene: tp53inp2b
Product: tumor protein p53-inducible nuclear protein 2
Exons: 4
Coding region: 519-1478 (319 amino acids)
Biological process (GO): autophagosome assembly; positive regulation of DNA-templated transcription
Cellular component (GO): nucleus; autophagosome
Source: RefSeq, a predicted model, not a curated record
GGCAGCAAUAAACAGGAGGAAAAUCUGCAGCGGAAAAAAUAGAGGAGAGGAGGAAAAAGCUGCAGAUGUUAUGAUCUGAAACAUUAGUGUAACAUUUUUACACGAAGCCCUUCUUCUAAGAAGAAAGCCUUUUAUUUUUAUAUCAUGGUGUUUUAACUACCUCACUUAAAGGCUAUCUAAAGCUAUGCUUUAAGAAUUGUUGUCGUUUCUACUGUGUGUGAUCGCGUUUACAACUUCAAUAAUAUUGCAAAGGCAGGCCUUUGCUCCAAACCAAGUGAAACCUUACAUUUGCACUAUAAAAGCCCAUUCACUCCUGUUUGUCAAAACCGAGAUCCAGCAAAGGGCUUCAAGUGAAAAAAAGAGACUCCAAAAAUCAGACAAAGAAUUGCAUAAAACAGCAACAAGCGAUACCUAAACACACAUUUUUUUUUUUUUAUUCAACGGCAGCUAAAGCUUCUUUUUUUUUUGCUAACGACAAAAAACACCCCAGUUUUCGACACUUGACAAUACAAGAAGUCAUGUUUCAACGUCUGAGCAACUUGCUGUUUGGGGAAGUAGAAGAGGUGGCAGCUGAGCUGAAGGGACCCAACCCCUGUGUGACGGAGGCGGAUGAGGAGGGAUGGAUGCUCGUCAACUUGCCUGAAGAAUCUGACUGCAUGGCUGAGGAUGAGACAGGAGCCCCACUUAUUGCACAUUCAAUCCCAGACAUUAACCAAUCAGAUCAUCAAGACACACUUAAACGGACUGAAUGCCCGGCUCAAAUUCCCCACCCACCUCACAAGCGCCAUAGGACUCAUAAAGGUCGGGCACGAGGUGCGGUAGCAUCAUCAGACCCCGCGUCUAGUCCCAGCGCUGACCCAUCAGACUUGGGUGCCACUACACCCGUGACCCUGCCGAGACGGGCCAGACUGUCCACGCCCUCCUCCACCCUGUCAAUGUCCCCUGGCUCUGGGAGUGAGUGUGGGGGCAGUGGGGGUAGCAGUAGGGCAGGCUCAGAGAGAGGCUGCAUGGAUGAGAGCUGGUUUGUCACCCCUCCCCCCUGUUUCACUGCAGAGGGAGCCACAGCAGAGGCGAGCCCGAUGGAGGAUCUGCUCAUCGAGCACCCCAGUAUGUCUGUGUACGUCUCCCCAAACAACCUGUCCAUGGUCUCCAACAGCAACCUUUCUGUGGUGGGAGAGGAAAGUAUCGUGAGCCUGGCAAGCAGCGUGAGCAGAGUGGCUGAACCAGCUGCGGCUCCUGCCACCCGCAGCACCAUGCCCACCAGGGUGACCCGUGGAGCAGCUGCCCAGGCUGGAGCUCUGGCCAAGGUUACCCAAGUGGCCAGGGUCCAGCGUAACAAAGCCCGCAUCGAGAGGCGCCAUCUGGGCCGCAACCGCAUCCAACGCCAAAACCGCACCAGGGAGCAGGUUCCUCGCCAUGCAGCCCUCGCCAGAAACACCUUCCUCCACCAGCCCAGCAAUCGUAACUUCUGCCACUAAACUCCGGAGCAACCAGGGGGCAUCGUUUACUCUGAGGGCAUUAGUAGUGCAUAGUCAACUCCAAGACACACACAAUUACAUGUAUUCACCCACAGCAUAUUUGCUUUCAUUUCUGCACAGUAUAUCAUAUUACACUCAGAAACCAGUAGCCUGAGCUUUUCUGUUUUGGUUUAGAUACAAACUGACUCCAUCUGGUAGUUUUAUGCCCCAUUUUGCUGUUAUGAACCAAGCCUCCACCCCUGAGUAGAUCUGAGUAGAACCUUAUCAUACUUAUUGUCCAUUGCAGUAUCCAAACAACAAAAAAAAUGUCUUCAAAAAUAUUUAUACAGGUUAGAUUUAGUAAAAAAAAAAAAAAAAGUCUGAAAAACAGCAAAAUGUUUAGCUCUGUUAAUUUUCUCUCCUGUAGUAGUAAAAUAUUCUCCUUUCUUUCACUCUUUCUCGAGGCAUGAUUUGUAUUAAUUCAACCAUUAAAUCCAUUAGAAUACUCCAAUACUGAAAAUAAUCAAAAUUUGAGAUAACAAUUUGAAAUUUAAAUAACAAAGUGGACUUUACUCUGAUUGUAGAAACAGACUUUUCUGGUGGAAGCCAUGCUAGGCAGAGACAUGUUAGCAUCUUUACAGAGAAAACAACUCAUCUCUCACAUGAUUUAUAUUAACUUUAUUUUUUUCAGAAAAGGUGGAAGGACAUACCGUGCGUGAUGACAGUGAAACAAAAACCACUAGACAUUGUUUCCCUCCAGUUUUGUUUGCACCGUCAAAAAAAAAACAACAAAAAAAACAAAAGACGAAGGCAACGAAAUGUGAGGCAACCUUUUUCAUCACAGGAAACAAACCCUGUCACUUUGUGAAGGAUAAGUGCAAGUAGAUGAUGGUGAGAGGAUGAGCAAAACAGACUAAAGAGUAAAAUAAAUGAUGAAUUAGUACUAGAUAGUAUUAAAAGAAAUAGGAUUAACAUGAAAUGCUAGUAGGAAAGUGUAAUGUAACCCUCUGAGCAGCCUGUGGGUGAGUUUUAAACAUCAAGCUUUAGUAAAGAGCAUUUAAACUAUGCACUUUUGCAUAUCUCAAAUAUUUUUCUCUGAAUGAUAAAUAAGAUAGCCUCUUUUGUGUUAACAUGAAUAGAGGUGUUACUGAUAUUAACAGUAAUAAUGAAUGUAGUUAAUGGAUACAGGGCUUGCUUUUGGGUUACAGGGUAUGACAGGAUAUAGUAAGUGUUGAGCGGUAUUGAUGGUAACUCUUUAUUUUGUUUUGUUAUAUUGUUUUCUGCUAUGCAUUAUGACAUUAUUUUACAGUCUUUCAGUCUGUAUGGUUCCACCACAGAAAGCCUGUUUUUGGUUGACAAAGAAAAGGUACAUUUGGCUUUCAAAACCAGUAAAGUAGAGAAUAUAAAUCACUCCCCGUUGAUCAUACCCAGCAUGAUGAUCAUUUAAUGUGUGGUCUGAAAACUGAAGAAAUGUGCCCAGCACACAUCAGCCAUCUACAGUGUGUGCUGCGAUCUUAUCCAUGUGAACACCAAAAAUAAAUUACGAUCUACAUGUCAGUCCCUUUCAUUAAAAAAAGUCACUGACUGCCAUGCAAGGCAACUGUUAGGAGAAAAUGGGGAAGUAAUGUCUCCUUAAAGUUUCAGCAACAAAGAUCUUCCCCCUUCAACACAUUCAAAAACUAUCAUCUUGCUUAUGGAUGUGCAACCAGUUGCUUUUUUUACUUUCUCAUGACAUCUACUCGAUCAGUCUCUUUCUUGUCAGCACUUCGAACUCUAACAGUGUUCACUUAAAGAUCUAGCUAACUGAUAUGUAUUCAACAACAAUAGUAAACAAUGGUGCUGAAGUGUAUACUAAUGUUUGUAAAUUAUUUGAGACAUGGAUGUAAGUUUGCACUGUCAUACAUUUUGUGAGUCCAAGUUUUAGCGGUGUGCUGUGUGCUUGUUUUUAUUUUUAUUUUGUGAUUUUUUUUUCUUUUUGUUUUGAUUUAAAUUGUGUGUGAGAAAGUGUACUGACACGUUAAAUGCUAGAAACUCUUAAAAAAAACACGAAUAAUAGUCAUGUAUUUCUCUUGUAAAUAAUUACAAAACAAUUUAUAACACUCUGUUAGAUGUCAAAGCCUCUCAGGACUUGAGUCCACAACGUUGUGUCCAAUGGGACUGAUGAGAAUCCUCUCUCUGCCUCACCUCUGUGCUCAUUAUUAAACCAAGAGGGCAUUUCAGUGGCCAAAAGUGGUGUCUUUGGCCCAACUUCACUCUGGUAUUACUGAGGUGAACCAUAAAAACAGCACUAGAAUCAGAGUUGAUGUGCCAUAGGCAAACACUGCCCUCCAGAGGGUCCACUUAGCACAGCACUUGCUGUAUGUAUACUGGUGAGGAUACAGUACAUUGACAUAGUUUUAAUACAAUCUAUACUGGUGUGUUCAAUGGACACAUUGAGAGUCUGGAGGUUAAUUUUUUUUUAAAAUGGAAAUGUGCUGUCUUUUUCAGAUAAUUCAGAUAAGUAACUUGAAUUAUCUUCCCUUGAAUCACUUACCAUAAUUGUUUAAUUUCUGCCAAUAAUCCUAUAAAUGACUUUGUUUUAUUCAUAUUAUCUGUUAAUUUAUGAAAUAAUUAUGAAUAUUAUCCCUUUUUUUUGUUUUAAGGAUGACUAUUAUGUAUUCUGUUGAUUCCUCUGAACAGUGCAGGGCCCUGAGGUGAUGAGUCUAAUAUGCACACACAGUCAUACACACAUAAACUCACUGUGAUCUUUAUUUCCAGGGGUAUCCUUACUGAUAUUGCCUCUGAGGUUGAUUUUCGUUUGCCUGUUGUAUAAACGUUCUGAAAGAGUGAAAACAGGGUAAUACUGAGAUCACAGGUGUUAAUGUGUGUGUGUACGUAAGUGUGCAUGCAAAAUGUAAAGCUCACCACAGAUAACUCCGGUCGCUGCAAACCUGUCCUGUUUUCCUUCAUUUUAUUUUCUUUCCUUUCUCACCAGUGUCACGAAAAAUGGAAAUGUGUUCUCAGUAUGUUGUGUGUGAUUAUUGAAAGGUGUGGUUUCAGAGUGGAAAUCAUCAAACGACGGGGAGAGGAAGUGGUCGGCCAAUGUGUUGCGCCCAUAUGACAUGAGGGAUGCGGACAGGGAAAGGAUGAGGCAGGAGACAGAUAGUUUAUAUUAAAAAAAAUGAUUAAAAUAAAUUUAAUGUAUCAUAAAAAAACAAUAGAAUAUGCUUGUAUUUUCCCAUUUAGUUAUUAGAACAGUCAUUCACUAAUAGGAUGUUUAAAUGAAAGCCGUUGAAUGUCCGGGGAGUUUCAAAUAUUUAUGUUGUGCCCUGAAAUUAUGGCAGCUUAAAAACACAUGGGGUUUCACCCAUGUUACGUCUCAAUUAGUACACCUCUCCCCCAAUAAAAAUGAAAUAUAUAACAUUUGGUGUAUCUGAUAUCUAUGGUGAUUGUGCCUUUCACUAUAUCUGCAUGGUUUUUGUGAUGUACUGAUUUUUCCAUCUCUCAAAGUGGACACUUGUCCACUGACAGGCAAGACCUAUGCAAAAAUCAACUGAUGGGUUUUCCAGCAUCCAUUCAGAGAACACAGGUACCCGCCAGAACAACAACAAUAAAUACUCAGGUUAA